This is a messenger RNA of Cornus florida, 504 nucleotides long. RefSeq lists its product as uncharacterized. The record is from RefSeq and is a predicted model, not a curated record. Bases 1 to 504 code for a protein of 167 amino acids. Gene Ontology annotation, molecular function: RNA-DNA hybrid ribonuclease activity; nucleic acid binding. The transcript has 2 exons. NCBI's taxonomy places the organism in Eukaryota, Viridiplantae, Streptophyta, Magnoliopsida, Cornales, Cornaceae.
AUGAGAUCACACUGUUCAGGGCAAAAUAGUUAUGAGAAUCCUGUUAGGUGGCAAGCUCCUCCAAUGGACGUGAUUAAAGUUAAUACUGAUGCAUCAUUUUGCAAAGUAUUAUGUAAGGCUGGAGGUGGAAUGGUUUUGCGUGAUCAUAGGGGAAAGGUGUUGCGAUUGACGUCUUUUUUCUUUCUAAGAGUUUUGGAUUCGUUAGUGGCUGAAGGUUUGGUACUUCGAAAGGUUAUGGACCAAGUUAUUCAUUGGGGUUACAGUCUUAUCGUGUUUGAGAUUGAUGCAGAGGUCAUUGUUAAGGCUGCGAUGUUGGAUGUGUCUUCAUUUCUUUUACUUAGCCCUCUAGUAGAAGAUAUUCGUGAAUGGCACCCUGAUUUUGAUUUGGUAUAUACGCUUAUAGUAGGGAAUGAGAUUGCCCAUACAGUUGCUGUUUAUACUUUACAAGACAAAAGGUCCGCCUCUGGAUUGGACAGUGUUGCCAAGCGCCCCGGGUUUCAAUAA